ACGUCACACUUUCGGCACAAUCCUGUCUCCUCCGGUACCCUCUAUUGUCUUCAUUGAUAUCUAGAUAUAGAUAUGAUACAUCUGUUAGUACUCAGUCACAGCAAGUAUCAGAACAAGACGAUGAAAACCAGUUUGAUGGUGAUCUGUGCAUUGUGGACCCUUGUCUUCAUUUCCAUGAAAGAUCGUGUGGCUGGGGAGGAAUGCUAUAGCUGUGCUACCUACAUGUUUGAAACAGACAACAAACUGGGAAGCACCGCAAUUAGAAAUGCCCUGGCACAACUUCCCACAGACGAAGAUUGUGAGGCGGGCCGAAUCGCCAAUCUUGGCAAAACAUCUUGUAGCAGAGGCUGUGAGAAGGCUAAUGUGACGAUGCAUUUUUAUGUUCAGUAUUUGGACGACCACAAAGUUCCGAUAAGAACAGUGUCACGUGGUUGCGCCAGUGCCGGAAGUUCAGUUUUAAUCAGUGACAACGGCUGCCGCCCGCCGGCGGGUGAAGACGACCUGUCUGUAGGAGCGGAGGCAGUCUUCAAAAUUCUAGAGUCCUUUGGGGCGCCUCAGAUGUUUCGCCCGACUGGAGAGAUAUGCAAGUGUCGUGGAAACCUCUGCAACAGCUCAACGUCAUUGUUUGCCUGUGGAAUAUUACUGGCAAGCUGUCUUUUCUUGAUUGCAGCUGUAAAGAGCGUCCUUUAG
Messenger RNA from Lingula anatina, 690 nucleotides. RefSeq lists its product as uncharacterized. NCBI's taxonomy places the organism in Eukaryota, Metazoa, Brachiopoda, Lingulata, Lingulida, Lingulidae. The record is from RefSeq and is a predicted model, not a curated record.